AUGGCAUCCGAGAUCGACCCUGUAGCGGGAAUCCCCCCUUCAAGAUCCGACUUGGACAACAGGUCCGAUACGACCGACGAUGACCACUCGCCCUCCGUGACCACUCCCCCCGCAUCAGUGCCUUCCUUGCGCCCGUCCGAUAAGCUUCCCGGGAUCACCGCGUCUUCGACACACCUGGGCCAGAUCAAUGCGGCUCGAAGAGGUGUAGCGACACCACCUCGUCCACAGGCCUCCAUGAGUAGUGCGUCACAAGGUGGCUUGAACCAGGAUAUUUUGGCGAAAAUGAAGGCCUUCUCCCUUUCUCGGCAAGGCGCCCCUCCGACGUUACCUCAUACGGCCUCGACUGGAACGCUGCCCAAGACCCCCGGAGGGGGAGUGCCCGCAGCGGGUUUGUCGAGUCCAGGGGGACAAUCCCCUCCGGUUGUGAAUGGUCCAUUGGCAGGUGCCUUCGCCGGCCGGCUUCCUCCCCGCCCGAGCACCAAAAAUUGGGUUUCGUCUCCGUCCAUUCCCGGUUCGACCCCGAGUCCGAAUUCCAUGAAGCCGGGUGGCCUGGCUGCGAAACGGAUGAAGCCCGGCCUGAAACUGUCCGAUGCUACUGGCACCAAUGGAGCUUCCGCGAGCCCGUCUCCUGCCAACGGAACUGCAGGAGCCCCGGAAACCGCCUUUAGUAAAUAUUCCGAGUUUAUUGACACUAAGUCCGGGACGCUGAACUUCAAAAAUAAGGCAAUUCUUCACGGCGGCGGAAUUGAAUUCUCGUCCGGACACAAGUUCAGUAUUUCACUGGACGAAGUGGAUCGCCUCGAUGAGUUGGGCAAGGGCAACUAUGGAACAGUCUACAAGGUCCGACACAGUCGGCCGCACAUGCGCAAACCCGGCAUGGGUUUGAGAGGCAUCGUCAGUCGUCCGACAGGGCCGGAAGCUUCCGUGGUGGAUGGACCUCAGGAUAAUCUCUCCGGAGUCAUCAUGGCGAUGAAAGAGAUCCGCUUGGAGCUGGAUGAAAAUAAAUUUGCACAGAUUAUCAUGGAGUUGGAGAUUCUUCAUCGCUGUGUUUCGCCCUUUAUCAUUGACUUCUACGGUGCCUUUUUCCAGGAGGGGGCAGUGUACAUUUGCGUUGAGUAUAUGGAUGGUGGUUCGAUUGACAAGCUCUACAAGGAUGGAGUACCGGAGAACAUCCUCCGCAAGGUGGCCUUAUCUACUGUCAUGGGACUGAAGACACUCAAAGACGACCACAACAUCAUCCAUCGGGACGUCAAACCCACCAAUAUUCUCGUCAACUCGCGAGGGCAGAUCAAGAUCUGUGAUUUUGGCGUCAGUGGAAACCUGGUUGCCAGUAUCGCCAAGACCAACAUUGGUUGUCAGAGCUACAUGGCGCCCGAACGGAUUGCUGGUGGCGGCGUCCAGCAGUCUGGAGCGAGCGGCGGUGGGACGUACAGUGUCCAAAGUGACAUCUGGAGUUUAGGGUUGACCAUCAUUGAAUGUGCCAUUGGUCGGUAUCCAUAUCCGCCGGAAACUUUCAACAACAUCUUUAGCCAACUGCACGCUAUUGUGCACGGAGAACCCCCUACCCUUCCAGCUACUGGAUACUCCGACGAAGCGCAUUCCUUCGUCCGUGCUUGCUUAAAUAAGAAUCCCAACAAUCGUCCUGCAUACAAUACGCUCCUUCGGCAUCCCUGGAUCGCGCCCCUGAUGCAGCCGCCCGAGGAGGCAGACAGGGAUGAUGCCUCCUUGGCUGAUGGGGCCACCCAUUCCUCUGUCACGGAAGAUAAGGAGGUAGCGGACUGGGUGAAGGAGAUGCUGGAACGUCGCCACAACGGGCAGCUACAGGACUCCGAUAAGCCGGCACUCCAUGCGGUGGCGUUGGACGCCGUUCCAGGCAGUCCUCUUCUCGAUGAUCCUUCCACAAUCUCCUUACAGUCCUGA
Aspergillus alliaceus is the source of this 1920-nucleotide messenger RNA. It is a transcript of the gene pbs2, whose product is annotated as mitogen-activated protein kinase kinase PBS2. Gene Ontology annotation, biological process: protein phosphorylation; cellular hyperosmotic response; MAPK cascade. Bases 1 to 1920 code for a protein of 639 amino acids. NCBI's taxonomy places the organism in Eukaryota, Fungi, Ascomycota, Eurotiomycetes, Eurotiales, Aspergillaceae. The transcript has 2 exons. The record is from RefSeq and is a predicted model, not a curated record. Gene Ontology annotation, molecular function: ATP binding; MAP kinase kinase activity.